This is a messenger RNA of Cicer arietinum (chickpea), 1525 nucleotides long. RefSeq lists its product as uncharacterized. Lineage: Eukaryota; Viridiplantae; Streptophyta; Magnoliopsida; Fabales; Fabaceae. The record is from RefSeq and is a predicted model, not a curated record.
GAGCCCACAUAGAACAGCAUAGGGGUAGGUGUUGUAGUUUUCUUGGAUUGUGGAGAACGUGGAACGUGAAGAUCGGGUGCUCUCUCCGUUUCCCUUUCAUCAAAACUUCCAUCUGAAUCCAUUUUCAGAAUACUUCCAUUCCAGUCUCAGCUUCAGUUUUUAAAUGGCUAAAGAUGGUAAGAUACGGCGCAAGUCCCGAUCUCGAGGUCACAGGGAAACCCCAUAUCUUUUGUCUUGUGCAAGAAAAAAUAUGAAAAAUGCUAAGAGCUUUUCGAAAGCUAUAGAAAAGAAGGACUGGGACGAUGCAAUCUGCUCAGUCUGUAUGGAGGUUCCCCACAAUGCUAUCCUACUCCUCUGUUCAUCAUAUAACAAGGGUUGCCGCCCUUAUAUGUGUGCUACCAGCCGUCGCUAUUCUAACUGUUUUGAACAGUAUAAAAAGGCAUAUACAAAAGCAACUUCUGUUCAAAGUUUGCAGCAAGAAACAGACUAUUCGAAUUUUGAUUCUAGUGCUGGUGAACGCAAUGACAAUACCAAAGUUCCCGAGCUUCUUUGUCCACUUUGCCGCCGGCAAGUGAAAGGUUGGACUGUAGUUGAAGCAGCCCGAAAGUCUCUGAAUGCCAAGAAAAGAAGCUGUAUGCAAGAUGACUGCUCUUUUGUUGGGAAUUACAAGGAGCUUAGGAAACAUGUUAGAUCUAAGCAUCCAUUUUCACGACCACGAGAAGUGGAUCCUGUAAGAGAAGAAAAAUGGAAAAGACUCGAGUGCGAAAGAGAACGGAAUGAUGUAAUCAGCACAAUUUUGUCCUCAACGCCAGGGGCUAUGGUGCUGGGGGAUUAUGUGCUCGAUCCAAAUGACAACGCCUUUUACAGUGACGAGACUGAUUCUGAUGAGGAAUUUUCCGAGGAUGAUGAUUUCUUCUCCAUGAGAUCCAUUGGUUUGGGCAGUACUGGCAGAUUUUUGUCAAAUAUCAGGUAUAAUCCGCGCCAUGUUGCAGAUUCUUUUGAUGUCGAUCGUUUUGGUUUCCGGAGUGUUGCACCUACAGGUUCUGCUGCUAUUGCUGGACGUGGACUCCACAGGCUACUGUUAGGAAGGUCUAGAAGACGGCGAAGACAUAGGAUACUGAAUCCAGACAGGUAAAUUAGAGAAGAACUACAGAAAUGUGGGGAAGAGCUGCUCUUCUUCAAUAGUACAUCAAAGACCUCGACAUGGCUUUGUUUUGUUGCUAUGCCAGAGCAUUAUUUUAUUUAAUUGGGAGAGUAAAGCGUUGGACCCAUCUUUCUUGCCAUGCACCAAUAUGUUAUCUCAUUAUUUCCCUUGUUUUUAGUUUCUCAAAUAGACUGUACAAAAGGCAAUUUUAGAAUGCUCGUUGCCUCUCUUGUUUUUAGAUUUAGGAGAUUCAGGUCAUAUUUAUUUUUGUUCGGUCAUGCAAAGUGGUGAAUUGAAUUGAACAGGUGAUCAGAAAAAAAUUUCAUUUUGAAAUGAUGCACUAUUCUUCCUAUGAUGAUUUAUUAUGUACAGUUUAUUACA